AUGACGAUACCGGACGCGGCGGUGGUGAACUGGAACACGGCGGCGGCGCACCCGACGCUCGGAUCGACGUUCGAGUCGCUGUUGCGGCGAGGCGUCGUCGACGAAAGGUUGGCGGUGAUGUGUUUCUUCAUGAUUGAGCGGAGACGCGGGGAGGAGAGCGCGUGGAAAGAGUACAUAGACUCGUUGCCGCGCGCGUACGACGCGCCGCUGAGCUUUAGCGAUGAAGAGUUGGAGAGGGAGUUGUCGGGGACGACGGUGUACGCGCCGGUGAAGGCGCAAAAGGCACACGUGAAGAAGAUGUUUGAAGAGUGCGUGCGUCCGGCGAUGCGAGAGUUGACGCAGGCGGAUAACGCCGCGGGAUCGUCGUUGCACAUGCUGCCGGACGUGAGCGAGAAGGAGUUUGCGUGGGCGUUUCAGACGUUUUGGUCUCGCGCGCUGGCGAUUCCGGUCGGCGCCGGCGGUUCUGUGACCGUCGAUAGCGUGGUGCCGGGCGUGGACAUGGUCAAUCAUGCGCCGCGCGCGCGUGCGAACGCGAGAUGGGAACACGUGGAAGAUUCAUCGCGUCCGGAUGGUGGUUACGUCGCGCUCGUGUCGGCGCCGCCGAAUCGCACUAUGAAAGAUGGCGAAGAAAUUUUCAUCAAUUACGGCGACAAGUCCAACGAGGAGCUGUUGUUCACCUACGGCUUCGCGUUGAAAGAUAACGCCGUUGAAGAACGAAUGGUAUUCUUUCCGCCCUGGGCGGGCGACGCAGAGCAUUCGGAAGACGUCACGCGCCGGAUCGAACUCCUUCGUGCGAAGGGACUGCCGCAGCACGUCGUCUUGCCCACGACACCACCGAAGCGGGGCUUCAGAGACAUGGAUGCUACGGUCCAAGAAACGUUACGAAUUUGGUGCGCAGACGUUAAAGAUUUAGACUCUCGUCGCCGCGUCGACGACGCGACGCGACGAAAGAUUCACAACGUCUUACGCGCGUCCAUCGGCGCGCAAUCGCACGCACUACGCGAUGUCGAACGCGAGGUUGAUCACUCCAUCGCGAGCGCGAGAGAGAUCGCGUGCGAUGUCUACCGACGAGACAUUCGCCGUUUGUACGACAAUUACAUCGAAGCCGCCGCGCGCUGGGAGUCGUGA
This is a messenger RNA of Ostreococcus lucimarinus CCE9901, 1128 nucleotides long. RefSeq lists its product with no specific name. Gene Ontology annotation, molecular function: protein-lysine N-methyltransferase activity. The transcript has a single exon. Lineage: Eukaryota; Viridiplantae; Chlorophyta; Mamiellophyceae; Mamiellales; Bathycoccaceae. Gene Ontology annotation, biological process: peptidyl-lysine monomethylation. The record is from RefSeq and is a predicted model, not a curated record. The coding region runs from base 1 to 1128 and encodes 375 amino acids.